AGCACAGCUGCACCGCAGCUCAUAGAGCUGCUUAGGUGAAUGAGACCUUUCAAGCACAGCAGGAAAGAUGUGCACCCGGUGGAAUUACAGCACGGCCUCCCUCCAGGCACCUCCUCUGGACUACUCCUUCCGGGGCAUCAGCUUCGUGCAAGACCUGCUGACGGAGGAGCCGCGCCCUGGCAUCAAGCUCAUCAAACAGACGGGCGCAGGCCGGUCGCUGACCCAGGCCAUCCGGCUCAACAACAACACGCUCAACGACCUGACCGACUUCCCAGAGAUCGUGGCACAGCUGGUGGAGUACCCCGAGGAGAUCUACUGGAUCGACCUCUCCUUCAACGACCUGCCCAGCAUCGACCCGGUAUCUCAGCCCUUUCCCUGGGCUUCUCACCAAGCAGCACCACAACUCCAUCAAGCGUACCAGUAAACCUUCCAGAUGGGAGGGCCUCCUUCCUCGCAGUGCUUUCCCCUUUUUCGAGUGUGCUCACCACCUAUUACAACCUCCACCACCUCAACCUCCACGGGAACAGCAUCCAGCAACUCUCCGAAGUGGACAAACUGGCUGUGCUGCCACACCUGCGCAGCCUGACCCUCCACGGAAACCCCAUUGAGGAGGAGAAGGGCUACAGGAGCUACGUUCUGUCCACCUUGCCCCAGCUGAAGUCCUUCGAUUUCAGUGGAGUCACGAGGCUCGACCGCUCGACCGCUGCCAUUUGGAGGCGCAUGAACAUCAGGCCCAAGGUGGCCCGGAGGAGGCGGGACAAUUACUGACCGCCACACGCUCCGCCUCUGCCCAGCGGCUGCGACCGCAGGAGGGCGGCUGACCUGUGGGGAGGCGGCGGCCUCGGCAGUCUGCGCCCAGUUAGGAAUAAAAGGUUAGCGCAGCUUCGCCUGGCGGAUCAUGGAGGGCGACCAGAGUGGGAAGAGGCCGAGGGGAGCGGUGCCCUGGCCCGGCUUCCCCGCCCAGGAAGCGGCCCGAGACCCUGGACCUCCCCGCAGCCGGCAGCCACGCUCGGGGCCCUCCCCAGUACGGACUCCAGCUCUGCUUGCCAUCCAGACAUGAGGGAGCAGCCUGGCCUCCUGGGGAAUCCUACGGAGGGGAGCAGGAAAGACCCAGAACCUGGGAGAGGGAGUGGGGCGGAGGAGGCGAUGCCCUCUGGCGGCCACGCUCCGUGGGGGAACGAAUGCGCACCAUGCUGCUGUGCUGCCCUCCUGUUUCUUCACACCAACCCAGCCGCCUUCGCCAUUUGAACACCGCCGAAAACGGGCGGUGCCGAGGGCAAC
Messenger RNA from Varanus komodoensis (Komodo dragon), 1281 nucleotides. RefSeq names its product leucine rich repeat containing 51 (gene LRRC51). NCBI's taxonomy places the organism in Eukaryota, Metazoa, Chordata, Lepidosauria, Squamata, Varanidae. Gene Ontology annotation, molecular function: protein binding. The transcript has 5 exons. The coding region runs from base 40 to 768 and encodes 242 amino acids. The record is from RefSeq and is a predicted model, not a curated record.